GGGCUGGUCCGUGACCAAACGGGACACCACCAAUGGGGUGGCUACGCACAGCGGUUGCUGGACCCUCAGGAAGGGCUCUGGAAGCAGCCAGGAAAUGGAGGGCAUGAUGACAAGGCUCACCCACCUAUUCACCCGACCAAGUUCUCUGCCGGGGAACCCAACUGGUCACCCAGUCAUCUGCGUCUCUAUGAGCUUGUAACAAGGCAUUUCCUGGCAUGUGUUUCUCAGCCAGCUCUUGGGUAUGAAACGACGGCAACAAUUGACAUUUCAGGAGAGAAAUUCCGUGCACGGGGAUUGAUGAUCACAGCUGUAAGAUUUCAGAAACUCCACGCCACAUGUUACCAAUACAAAUACAAUGCAUACUCGAAUUGGUGUCUAUUCAAGAUUCAUUGCCAACUGCAGUGAUGGCAAUGCGUGCAGAGCUUCUUCUGUACUCCCUGCAGAACUGUUUUUCGACUCAGACAGUGCUUUCUUUGAUUCUAGAAUGACCUCUUGUCCUCUAUGACAGCCCCGCUCUGAGUACCCCACCAAACAAAAGAAAGUUUGUUCG
This is a messenger RNA of Chara braunii, 550 nucleotides long. NCBI's taxonomy places the organism in Eukaryota, Viridiplantae, Streptophyta, Charophyceae, Charales, Characeae. The record is from the annotation of a GenBank genome assembly.